AUGAAAUCUUCAAAUUCUUCCGAGUUAUCGCUUGUAAAUGGAUCCAUAGAUAACAAUCAAGACAGAGAUUCAGUUCUAUCGUCAUCUCUACAUAUUCAACCCAUAGUAACACCAAUAGUGUCAACACCAUUGGUGUUAUCUACGUCACCAUCAGAGAUUUCAAGAGAAGCAUCUGAUAACAAUGAGAGUACCUAUGCAUUAGAUCAGAAUCAAGACAACUUAGGAUCAGAAACUGCAGCUAAAUCCGAUAUUGUUACUGAUUCGGUCAACAACUCAUCCAAAUCCACAAACUCAAAGCCAGAGUUUAAAGCAAAUGAUACAUUGAAUAAAACUCAAAAGAUUCAGAUAAAACAAACUGAAGGGUCAUCAGCAGUAAAAAACAUCACAAGCUCACCUACAUCAGUGAAUUUAAGUGAUAAGACCAAAGAAUCAGCUCCUGAUGGGAUCAAAUCAGAUUCAGUCUCGAACAAGGCAUCGUUAGAGCAAAUCAACACUACAACGAAUAAAUCGGCAACAGAAAAUACAAAGCAAAAUGAUACACAAAAUCAUAAUUUGUCGAGCGUAAAAGGAUCCGUGGAUAAAUCUAAUAAUGGUAACAGUCAAGAUGAAGGUCCAGUUCCAUCAUCAUCUCUACACAUUCAACCCAUAGUAACACCAAUAGUGUCAACACCCUUGAUUGUUUCCUCUACCGGCAUCGAUUCUACCGAUCGAGAGUCCAUAGACAAAUCACCAUCAACAUCGAUGACAAAAGAUUCCGAUAAAACUGAAACUUCAAGUGACAAGAAAAAAGAUUCAACUACUGAUGCAAUAAAAUCCACUCUAAUCUCGAACGAUAAGCCGUUAGAAAAAGGUAACGUUACCACGAAAGGACUAAAAAACGAUACAGAGGAUAGAAAAACAGAAGAUUCAGUUAAAAACUCUGAUAACCAUUUGAUUUCAACAUCGAAAAAUAAUCAGAGUCAAGUAUCAAAUUCUAUGAAAGAUUCAAACCAACCAGACUCGGGUGUAGAACUGAAUGUUGCAUCAUUAAAUACGUUUGUUGGGCCCAUUGAAACCCAAGAUUCGUCUUCGAGUGUUACAAAUGUUAAUGAACCAGUUCCUAAUGAUACAAAGACACACUCUGAAACGAUAAAAUCCCCACACUCAAAAGAUACGAGUGACGAAAUGAAAGACUCGUCCCUCGAUUCGGUCAAAUCAACUUCAGAUUCAAAUGAGAAACCAAAAGAAGAAUUCAGCUUUACAACUAAAGGAUCGAACAAAGAAAACACAAAGCAAAAUGAUACAACAAAUAAAACACCAGAGAGUUCAGUAGAAAGUCCCGAUAAUUAUUCGCCAGCAUCAAAAAAGAAUCAAACUCUAAAAUCUGAUUCGAAUCAAUCAGAUUCUGGUGUAGUGUUUAAUGUCGGUUCUUUAAACACUGUUAUUGUUCCUGAUGAAACCAAAGCAUCGUCAAUCAGUGUCAAAGAUAAACUUGUAUCAACCCCUACCGAUCAGAGUCAUGUUAUAGAGGCAACUAAAAGUAAUAAAGUAAAUGAGUCGAAAACUAGUUCGUCAACGACUGAUUCCAGCCCGAGAACAGUAGAUUCGCACGACAUUGGAACUUCAUCAGAUAGAAUUACUGGAAAUCCUGAUGAGACCAAGCUUAUCACCGAAUCUGAUGAGGAAGAAAAAGACAAAUCAGAGCCAAUAUCAAUUUCCGUGAGAAAUGAAUUAACAUCGACUAUUGUUAUAUCGUCUGUACCAACGGAAAACUCGAGUGUAAUUGAGAAGAAACCAAUGAUUGAAUCAAAUGAAACGUCAGAGACUUCGAAGAAAAAAGACCAAAAUUAUGUUGUUUCAACAUUGGAAAUUAACCAAGUACCACAAUUUUCAAGUGAAUCUCAUACAAUUAACUUCGAUUCGAGUGGAAAAGAUUCACCUUCAUCGUCAACUAAUAAAUCGUUGGAUCAAAUAAACGGAAAAGUUGAAACGAAUGGACCAUCAAAUGAUGUAUCUAAUAAAACAUUGGAAAAUGCAAACCAAUUAGAUUCAAAUGUAGUGAUUAAUGGCUCAUCUCUAAAUACGGUUGUUUUGUCGGGAGAAACUGACAGACAAGCAAUUAGUGUCAACGAUUUUCAUGUAACCUCAACGAAUGCUAUGAGUAUAAACACAGGAAAAUCUUCAGGAGAUAAGGAGAAAGAUUCGGAAACUCAUUCGAUUAUGAAUAACUCGACCUCAGAAGAAACGACUACAGAGGACGAAGAAAAUUGUGAUGAAUCUGCUGAUGAAGAAACGACAACAAUCGGUGCAAUAGAAACUCAUCAACCGACUAAAGUUACUGAACAAAAAGAUCAAAAGGUUCGUCCAAUGUUCAAACAUCACAACAAAAUUCUCAAACUAUCGGUUCUUCAAUAA
This is a messenger RNA of Panonychus citri (citrus red mite), 2394 nucleotides long. Its product is annotated as dentin sialophosphoprotein-like. The coding region runs from base 1 to 2394 and encodes 797 amino acids. The transcript is spliced from 2 exons. The record is from RefSeq and is a predicted model, not a curated record. Lineage: Eukaryota; Metazoa; Arthropoda; Arachnida; Trombidiformes; Tetranychidae.